UGGGGAGGGGGGGAGUGUGGUCAUAGUAAGGCUGAGUAUAAAUUCGACAGGCAGUAGGUUACAGAAGCACACAGUCACAGACAGUCAGGAUGAAGGUUCACCUGUUGUGGUCGACUGUUGUUCUUCUCUCUUCUCCUCUCCUCACAUUAUGUGACCCACUAUUCGUUGUGUCGGCUCCUAAUUUGCUGAGGGUUGGUUCCACAGAGAACGUGUUCGUGGAAGCUCAGGAUUAUAAUGGAGGAGACCUGAUAGUGAGGAUCUUGGUGAAGAACCACCCGCGCAAAAAUGUGGAACUCUUUUCUGGAUCGGUGACCCUGACAGCGGCCAACAAUUACCAGUUGGUUGCAAAGAUAAAGAUUCCCGCAGAUAAAAACUACUUCAUUGAUGAUCCUCUGGAGAAGCAGUAUGUGUGUUUACAGGCUGUAUUUCCGUCUAAAACCCUGGAGAAAGUGGUCAUGGUGUCAUUUCAGUCGGGAUAUAUAUUUGUACAAACAGACAAACCCAUCUACACACCUGCUAGCACAGUUCAGUACCGGGUUUUCUCUCUGACUCCAAACCUUCAUCCACACAUUCAGUCUGAAGUCUCAGUGGAUAUCAUGAAUCCACAUGAAAUCACGGUUGCAACAGAGAAGGUUUUUCCAACGCAAGGGAUGAAGUCUGGAAACUACAAAAUUCCUGAGGUUGCCAGUCCUGGGAUCUGGAAGAUGGUGACACGGUACACAAACACCCCGCAGAAGAACUUCACUGCAGACUUUGAGGUCAAAGAAUACGUACUUCCAACUUUUGAAGUCACAUUAACCCCCAGCAAGUCGUUCUUCUAUGUUGCUGAUGAGCUUUUAACAGUCGACAUUACUGCCAACUAUCUGUUUGGGAAGAAGGUUGAGGGACAAGCGUUUGUGGUGUUUGGUGUGAUGGAUGGUGACAGUAAAACAAGUAUCGCCGCCUCUCUACAAAGAGUCCCAAUAGAAGAAGGAAAGGGUUCAGCUGAACUGACCAGGGACAUGAUCAUUCAGACCUUUCCAAACAUCCUCCAGCUGGUUGGGAAAUCACUCUUUGUUUCAGUCAGCGUUUUAACAGAGACCGGCAGUGAAAUGGUGGAAGCACAAAAGAGAGGCCUUCAGAUUGUGACGUCACCGUACACCAUCCACUUCAAGAGAACACCUCAAUUCUUCAAACCUGGAAUGCCCUUUGACGUCUCGGUUUACGUGACAAAUCCUGACCAGACACCUGCUAAAGAUGUGCCAGUGAAGGUCAACCCUGGAGGGGUCAUAGGUCAAACAAAAGCUAAUGGCAUUGCAAAGGUCACCGUCAAUUCUCAGGGAGGCUCUCCAUCACUGCAGAUUGACGCAAAGACCAAUGAUCCACAAUUACAAGAUGUACAGCAGGCAGUGAAGAAGAUGACAGCUCAAGCGUACGUUCCCAAAAGCAACUCCCAAAACUACCUGCACAUCGGCAUUGAUGCUGCCGAGCUCGAGAUCGGUGAUCAGAUGAAAGUCAACUUGAACACAGGAAAAAGUCCAGGAGCCAAAGAUCAAGAUUAUACGUACAUGAUCAUCAGUAAGGGGCAUAUCUUGAUGGUGGACAGGUUUAAGAGAAGAGGACAGUCUUUAGUCACUCUCUCUCUACCUGUGACUAAAGACAUGGUGCCAUCUUUCCGCUUCCUGGCGUAUUAUCAUGUGGGAUCAAAUGAGGUGGUGUCUGAUUCCGUCUGGGUUGAUGUGAGGGACACAUGUAUGGGAACACUCAGUCUUGACGUAAAUAACAAGGCCAACAGUUAUUCUCCGGGUAGGGAGAUUGGCUUGAAAAUAACUGGAGAUCCCGGAGCUAAAGUUGGGCUGGUGGUGGUUGACAAGGCUGUGCAAGUCCUCAACAAGAACAGACUCACACAGUCGAAGAUUUGGGACGUGAUUGAGAAACAUGACACAGGUUGUACAGCGGGCAGUGGAAGAGACAGUAUGGGGGUUUUCUAUGACUCUGGUCUGAUGUUUGAGUCCAGCACCGCUGGAGGAACCAGCACCAGAACAAUGCCUGAGUGUCCUGCCCCGCCACAGAGAAGACGGAGAGCUGAUACUAUUAUGCAGGUCACCACCAGACUGGCUGAUAAAUACUCUGGCGAUCUGAAGAAGUGCUGUGACGAUGGAAUGAGAGAAAAUAAACUCGGCUACACCUGUAAACGAAGAGCCACGUACAUUGAAGAUGGACAGGAAUGUGUCGCGGCCUUCUUAGACUGCUGUAACGUGAUGACAUCCAACAGAGACCAGGCUGAUCGAGAGGCAGAGAUGGUUCUGGCUCGCAGUGACGAUGACGAUGACUACCCAGACUCUGACGAGAUUGUGUCACGGACACAGUUCCCUGAGAGCUGGCUUUGGGAGGAGGUGACUGUUCCUCAAUGCAAAGAUAAAACCUGCGUACUAUCAAAAGACAAAAUCUUUCUGAAGGAAUCCAUCACAACCUGGCAAAUCUUAGCCAUCAGCUUGUCAAACACAAACGGUAUAUGUGUGGCAGAUCCUCUGGAGAUAGUGGUUUUCAAGAAUUUUUUUGUUGACCUCAAGAUGCCGUACUCGGCCGUACGCAAUGAGCAGCUGGAAAUCAAAGCCAUCAUUCACAAUUACAGCCUAGAUAAGAUAAAGGUGCGUGUGGAGUUUAUGGAGACACAACACAUUUGUAGCGCUGCCAGUAAUAAGCGUAAAUACAGAACAAUUGUUGAAGUCGACAGCUCUUCUAGCAGAUCUGUUCCAUACGUGAUCAUUCCUAUGGAGUUGGGCGAACAUCAGAUUGAGGUGAAGGCUGCAGAGUCUGAAUCUGGCUUCACUGAUGGAAUGAAGAAGACCUUGAAAGUGGUGUCUGAAGGUGUCCUAGUAGAGUUGAUGACGAAAAAUGUGGAACUUAAUCCGGCGAAGAAGGGUGGAGAACAACUUGAAGUUAUAAGAUCUUCCGCUCCACAUGAUCAGGUUCCUGGAACAUCUGCCAGCACACUCAUCUCGAUAACCGGUGAGGAGACGACUCAAACGAUUGAGCAGGCCAUUAGUGGAAAGUUCAUGGGUAUACACAUUCGCCAGCCCAGCGGGUGUGCGGAGCAAACUAUGAGCUCCAUGACUCUACUUCUGAUUUCCACUCAUUAUCUGGACAGCACCAAUCAGUGGGAGGCUGUCGGCAUGCACCGUCGAACUGAAGCCAUCAAUCAUAUAACCACAGGGUAUAGAAAGCAGUUGGGCUACCGCGCAACUGAUGGGUCCUACACCAUCUUUGGUAAUGGAAAGGGCAGCACCUGGUUGACUGCAUAUGUGGCUAAAAUCUUUACUAUGGCCAGUAAUCUCAUUACUGUAGAAGAAAAUGUGCUCUGCAGCGCCCUCAAGUGGCUGAUUCUCAACAAACAACUGCCAGACGGAUCUUUUAAAGAGGAAGCACCUGUAUUUUCAGCGCAAAUGGUUGGUGAUGUUCGGGGAAAAGAUUCUGAAGCUUCUCUGACUGCGUUUGUUUUAAUCGCCAUGCAAGAAGGCAGUGAAAUCUGUGCCAAAUCAGUUGGUAGUCGUCAUGAAAGUAUGAGAAAGGCUGUUGGUUAUUUGGAAGGUAAACUUCAAAAUCUGGCCAAUCCUUACUCUGUCGCAAUGACGUCUUACGCCUUGGCCAACGUGGGGAAACUCAAUAAGGAUGUGUUGAUGAAGCAUUCCACUAAACAGGAAGCUGGAACUGCUUGGAUCGUCCCGGGUCAACGUUAUCAUUCUCUAGAGGCCACAGCCUAUGCCGUGCUGGCACUCGUCAAAGCAAAAGAAUAUGACCAAGCUGGAGAAGCCGUGCACUGGCUGGCCAGACAACAAUCUCACUAUGGCGGUUAUGUCACAACACAGGCGAGCAUCAUUGUGUUCCAGGCGGUGGCUGAAUACCGCACACAGGUGAGGAAAGAGCAAAACUUCAAUCUGGACGUGGAAGUGUCUGUGUCCGGAAGAAGCAAACCAAUCAGAUGGACUUUCAGAAAAGCUAACAUGCAUGUUACACGCUCGGACAAGUUUGAUCUCAAUAAGAACUUUAACGUGACGGCUAAAGGAACUGGAACAGCCGCUCUCUCAGUGCUCAUGCUUUAUUAUGCCAAACCUGUGGACAAGAUUUCUGACUGUAAACACUUUGAGCUGGAAAUUAAAUUUGAACGAGAACGUGCCGUGAGUUAUCCAGAGGCUGAAGAAAGUUACAAGCUUACAAUGGAGUUCUUCUUCAAAAGUGAAACAAGAGACGCCACCAUGAGUAUUCUGGAUGUGGGUUUACUGACAGGAUUUAAAGUGGAUGAAAGAGAUCUCACAGAGUUGGUCACAGGCAAAGACCGAACCAUUCAGAAAUUUGAGAUGAACAAAGAGCUCUCGGAGCGAGGGUCACUCAUCUUCUACGUCAAUAAGGUUUCUCAUGCUGAAAGAGAUAGAGUCGUCUUCAGAAUGCACAAGGUCACUAAAGUGGGUUUGCUUCAACCGGCUGCAGUCACCGUGUAUGAAUAUUAUUCACCAGACGCACGCUGCACAAAGUACUAUCACCCUGAUAAAGAAGACGGCGCUCUGAGCAGAUUAUGUCAUGGAGAUUUGUGUCAGUGUGCUGAAGAAAACUGCAGUUUGCAGAAGAAAACAAAAGUCAGCGAAGAUGUUCGUUCGGAUAAGGCUUGUGAAGCCGGCAUGGAUUAUGUUUAUAAAGUCAAAGUGAUUGACAUGACGUUGACAAAACACUCAGACAUCUAUAAUAUGAAGGUGGAGCAGGUCCUAAAGGAAGGCAAUGAUGAUGCUGUGGAGGGAAAGAUAAGGGAGUUUCUGGCUCAUCCCAAUUGCAGAACUGCUUUGGGAAUCGAAAAAGACAAGACGUAUCUCAUCAUGGGCAAAUCCACUGACCUGCCGAACCUGGACGCGAGACUGCAGUACAUCUUGGGUGAGCAGACGUGGAUCGAGUACUGGCCCACAAGAGAGGAGAGCCAAACUCCAGAACACAGGGAGAGAUAUACCGGCCUCUCUACACUCGAAAGGAAGCUCUUGAAAGAGGGAUGCUCCACAUGAUUAAUCAAAGAAAGUGAAAUACUUCAACAUCUUUAGCAUACUCAAAAUAUAUAACCUUGAUGUUGGACAAACUAUCUUUUCAACAGUUCAUAAUUUUUUCUAAAUCUUUACUAUUACUUUAUGUUUCUGUGAGUUGAAAAGUUUAACUUGUUUAAUUGACAACUGACCCACAGACAAUGUUUAAUUGAUGAUGAAAAAGCGGAUUUGCAGAUAUGAGGAUCACCAACAGAAUUUUUGAGAGUAUUGUCUAUUGUCGCAAAACUUUAAUUUGUUUUAAUUGCAUAAUAAAGGUUUGUUUAAUAGAAUCAUUA
Triplophysa dalaica is the source of this 5338-nucleotide messenger RNA. Its product is annotated as complement C3-like. Gene Ontology annotation, molecular function: protein binding; endopeptidase inhibitor activity. Gene Ontology annotation, cellular component: extracellular region. Lineage: Eukaryota; Metazoa; Chordata; Actinopteri; Cypriniformes; Nemacheilidae. Gene Ontology annotation, biological process: complement activation; inflammatory response. The record is from RefSeq and is a predicted model, not a curated record. Bases 90 to 5027 code for a protein of 1645 amino acids. The transcript is spliced from 41 exons.